UAAAUAAGACCCCAACGGGAACAAAGAACCCGUGGCAGGAGCAAGCUCCUUGGGCAGAAAUGUCUCCUGGGAAGAUGCCGCUGGUCCUCAUCCUCGGUGCCCUCAUUAGCAGCAUCACCUGUGAGUCACAAAGCAUCAAAUGGGAUGAGCCCCACCACCCAUGGAGACGGACACCUCGCAGCCAGGAUGUGAAAGUUGACCAUGAGGUGUUUGCCCAAAAAUUAGUGAAGACUCUGAUAGUUGAGAAUCCCAACGAGAAUGUUAUCUUCUCCCCCAUGAGCAUCUCCACCUCACUGGCCAUGAUGUCCGAGGGGACCAGCUCCUGGACACUCGUCAACCUGCUGCAAGUCCUAGGCUUUCACCUCAGCGAGCAUGAAGCGAGAGACGUGCACCAUUCCUUCAUGGUUUUCAUCCAGAGGCUGCACCAGCUGGAAAGGGAGGCUAUUUUGAGGCACAAGGACUUUCUCUUUAUCAACCACCACAGGAGGAUUCACCAGAAGUUCCUGGAGGAGAUUUGGAAGAUCUAUAAGGUGGAAGUGCAGAUGAUCAACUUUAGAGAUAAAGAAACAGCCAAGAAGGAAAUUGACCACACUGUGGCUCAAAAAGCCCAGGACAGACACUGUGAACUGAUUACCAUGCUGGACCCUGAAACCUUCUUGUUGCUAGUAAACUACAUUUCCAUGAAAGGCAUUUGGCAAGUAGCCUUUGACAGCAGACUCACUCACCAGGAGACGUUCUUCGUGAAUGAGCACCAGAAAGUGCAGGUGGACAUGAUGAGGAAGACAGAACAAAUGCUCUACAGCCGAUGGGACGACCUGCACGCCACGGUGGUGGAGCUGACUUACACAGAGGACCUGGCCGUUGUGCUGGUGCUUCCGGAUGAUGGGCACUUCCACUCCGUCCUGAGGAAGAUGGAUCUGAGGACAGACAGGACUCGUUACGCCAAGGACAUGAGAAUGGUGGAGUUAAUUUUGCCCAAGUUCAACAUCUUCUCCAAGAUAGACCUUAAAAAAGUGCUUCCCAAACUGGGCAUCAGAGACAUGGUUACUACAGAAGCAAACUUCUCAGGCAUCACAGAAGAGGUUUUCCCAGCUAUUAUUGAGGCCAUGCACCAAGCCAGGAUGGAAGUGAACGAGAAAGGCAUGAGAAUGGCCACCGAUUGUGCCAUGGACAUGGCAGAGGACCGCCUUCUGCACCAGUCAGCCGAGCCCCUGCGCCUGAAAUUCAACAAGCCCUUCCUCAUGUUUGUGGUGGAUAACAAGACGCAGACAGAGCUCGUUGUGGCCCGAGUCGUAAAUCCCAGAGCUGAGUAGAGGAGCCUGACUACCUGGGAAGGAAGUGAAUAAAAUUCACUACAGUGAA
Molecule: messenger RNA, 1362 nt
Organism: Condylura cristata (star-nosed mole)
Lineage: Eukaryota; Metazoa; Chordata; Mammalia; Eulipotyphla; Talpidae
Product: uteroferrin-associated basic protein 2-like
Exons: 5
Coding region: 60-1313 (417 amino acids)
Biological process (GO): negative regulation of endopeptidase activity
Molecular function (GO): serine-type endopeptidase inhibitor activity
Source: RefSeq, a predicted model, not a curated record